AUGGACCUCUAUAAGCUCUUUCUCUUGUUCCUUAUGAUGAUCUUGGCUGUUGCUCAAGAUUUUGUUGCCGACUCUUCCCCUGCUGGUGCCAGUAUUACUACUGCCACCAACACUAUUGUUGGCUCCUUCGGUUCGGAACUCUACUCCAUGAUCGAAACAGUUACUUCUACCCAUGUACCUACCGGUGUUGCCUCUGAUGACGGGCUACAAUUGGCCAAAUCGACCGUUUUCUCGACCUCGAUCGUAUAUGUCUCAUAUACCACAAUCGUCGCUACCACUGUCCAAUCUCCAAGCACCAGCACCGAUAUCAUCACGUUUAACCUGACUACGACCCAGCUUUCUCAAGUCACCGCCGUCACAACGGUCUCCACUCAAACGUCGUCAACAGCUACCGGUCUCUGUUACCUGGCCGCCCAAGAUGCAUUGACUCCUUGUACCGCUGCCGUUAUGGCUUCUCCCACAUCGUCCGCUUCCCACACCUCUGGCGUCAUGCGCCAUACACCUAACGGACUCUUCAAGAACUUGGCUUCCUUAAAGCGCCGUGUGUUUGGGACCAAUCACCAUCAGAAGCGAGAGCCAAGCUGUAGCGGUUGGAACGCCGCUAUUAUCAUCACUGCCCUUUCGAUUGCUUUUACACUGGUAUCAAUCCUAUUUUUCACCACGCUUUGCCGAGACAAGCGAGAGGAGUUGCCCCGUGUUUAUGCAUACAGAUGGUGGAUCUAUGGGGCUCAAGUUGCGCUCCUGGCGCUUCUCGUCUGGUUAAUCGUAUGGUCCGCGAUCAAGACGGUUGGGAAUGGCUGUAACUGA
Sclerotinia borealis F-4128 is the source of this 807-nucleotide messenger RNA. NCBI's taxonomy places the organism in Eukaryota, Fungi, Ascomycota, Leotiomycetes, Helotiales, Sclerotiniaceae. The record is from the annotation of a GenBank genome assembly.